UAAUGUAGCUUAUAUCAAACCCGUGCUAGCAAAAUGGUCGGAAAUUCGAUAUUUGAUUUAUGUAAAUGGAAAUUGACCAUAUGUACUGUACAGAGACACUCCCAAUACUAAAUUACUAAUCAUAUUAUAUAAUGACACAAAAUUGAUGUUGCUUAUUGCAGGAAUCGUUUUUAAAAAGUUGAAAAUUCAAACUUUGGAUGCCUCCAAAGCAUAAAUGAAAAUUAGUUUCAAUGAUCCUCAACAGUAUGAGUGGCACACUUAGCCGCAACACUCUAAUCUCACUCAUCAACAAAUCCCUCACAUUCCCUCACCUUGCUCAAACCCACGCUCAACUCAUUCUCAAUGGCUACCAUUUCGACCUCGCCACCAUCACCAAACUCACCCAGAAGCUUUUCGACUUUGGCGCCACUCGCCACGCACGUGCCAUCUUCUUCUCCGUUCCAAAACCCGAUAUUUUCCUCUUCAACGUCCUUGUUCGUGGCUUCUCUCUUAAUGCUUCCCCUUCCUCUUCUAUUUCUCUAUACACCCAUUUACGCCGUAACACUAACCUUUCACCUGAUAACUUCACCUACGCUUUCGCCAUUGCCGCUUGUGCCGAUGAUAAGCACUUGAUGCUUCUGCAUGCUCAUUCCAUUGUUGAUGGGUAUGGAAACAAUGUUUUCGUUGGUUCUGCUCUUGUUGACUUGUAUUGCAAGUUUUCGCGUGUUGGGUUUGCAAGGAAGGUGUUUGAUGGAAUGCUUGAGAGGGAUACUGUGUUGUGGAACAGUAUGAUUAAUGGGUUGGUUAAGAAUUGUUGUUUUGAUGAUUGUGUUCAGCUCUUUGUGGAUAUGGUUGCAGAAGGGGUGAGAUUUGAUUCGACUACUGUGACUGCUGUGCUUCCUGCUGUUGCUGAGUUGCAAGAGUUGAGAGUUGGAAUGGGGAUUCAGUGUUUGGCUUUGAAAAAGGGGUUCCAUUUUUAUGAUUAUGUGAUGACUGGUUUGAUUUCGUUGUAUUCCAAAUGCGGGGAUACAAAAACCGCGAGGUUGUUGUUUGGGAUGAUUGGUAAGCCAGAUUUGAUAGCUUACAAUGCCAUGAUUUCUGGGUUUACUUCCAAUGGUGAAAAUGAAUGUUCUGUGAAGCUGUUCAGAGAGCUGCUUGUUUCUGGUGAGAAAGUCAGUUCAAGCACAAUUGUUGGUCUGAUACCUCUGCCAUCUCCCUUUGGUCAUCUGCAUUUAGCUUGCUUGAUUCAUGGUUUUUGUCUGAAAUCGGGUAUUAUUUUGAAUCCGACUGUUUCAACUGCAUUCACUGCUAUAUAUAACAAACUCAAUGAAAUAGAUAUGGCUCGCCAGCUAUUUGAUGAAUCGCCGGAGAAAACUGUGGUUGCUUGGAAUGCUAUGAUUUCGGGUUACACACAGAAUGGUUUGACAGAGACGGCUAUCUCUCUUUUUCAGGAAAUGAUGAAGACUGAGUUCACUCCAAAUGCAGUUACCAUCACAACUAUCCUUUCAGCUUGUGCUCAACUAGGAUCUCUAAGUUUUGGAAAAUGGGUCCACCAGUUAAUUAAAAGCAAAAAUGUUGAGCCAAACAUUUAUGUCUCGACGGCUCUAAUUGACAUGUAUGCCAAGUGUGGGAACAUAUUGGACGCUAGGCAGUUAUUCGACUUAAUGAAUGAAAAAAAUACUGUCACUUGGAAUACUAUGAUUUUUGGUUAUGGGCUACAUGGAUAUGGGCAUGAAGCACUUAAGCUUUUCAAUGAGAUGUUGCAUUUGGGGUUUAACCCAUCUGCUGUCACUUUUCUUUCAGUCUUGUAUGCUUGUAGUCAUGCUGGCUUGGUAGGAGAAGGAGAAGAAAUUUUUCAUGAUAUGGUUAAUAAAUACAGGAUUGAGCCCUUAGUUGAGCACUAUGCAUGCAUGGUGGACAUUCUCGGGCGAUCUGGACAGUUAGAAAAAGCUUUGGAAUUUAUAAGGGCAAUGCCCGUUGAGCCAGGUCCUGCCAUCUGGGGUACAUUGCUUGGUGCUUGCAUGAUUCACAAAGACACAAACAUAGCACGUUUGGCUUCAGAAAGGCUAUUUGAACUAGAUCCAGGGAGCGUAGGAUACUAUGUCUUACUCUCUAAUAUAUACUCUGUGGAGAGAAACUUCCCAAAGGCUGCUUCAAUACGUCAAGUCGUUAAGAAAAGAAAACUAGCAAAGAGUCCUGGGUGCACUCUAAUUGAGGUUAAUGGGACCCCUCAUGUCUUUGUAUCUGGUGAUCGUUGUCAUUCUCAUUCAACAGCAAUUUAUGCAGAGCUGGAGAAGUUAGUGGCCAAGAUGAGAGAGAUAGGAUAUCAAUCAGAAACGGUCACUGCUCUGCAUGAUGUGGAAGAAGAAGAAAAAGAACUCACUUUUAAUGUUCAUAGUGAGAAGUUAGCCAUAGCUUUUGGCCUUAUUACCACUGAACCUGGUACUGAGAUCAGGAUCAUCAAGAAUCUUCGAGUUUGUUUAGAUUGCCACACUGCAACUAAGUUUAUAUCAAAGAUCACAGAAAGAGUAAUUGUAGUUAGGGAUGCUAACAGAUUCCACCAUUUCAAAGAUGGGAUCUGUUCUUGUGGCGAUUAUUGGUGAAGCUGUACUGAUAUUUUUUUUUAUCAGUUAACAUUAUAUGGAACAGAAGCAUCAUCUAACCUUUUGCUUUCAUAUUAUUUAUCUUGCAAAAAUUUGAUCUGAAGUUUGAACCCUCAUGUGACCCUCUACUUGAGAAGCACAACAUUUCACAGCAUUGGUUGAGUAAAGGAAGUUUUAUAUAUGGCUUACCUCAUUGUGUCCAUGGGUGAUCACAAGCUUGGAUUUAUAUUUGCAUUUAAAUUAAUGUUCAAAGUGGGACAGGGUAGAGUGUAUGCGUUUAAGAAAAUACCCUUAUUUGCAGAACAUCUUUCACAAGGCUCUUGGUAAAAGCACUUGGGGUGGAAGAUUAGGUAUCUUACAUUUCAUUUUCAUAACAUGUAUGUAUACAACCACUGUGGAAACUGGACGUUAUUUCAUUUUCAUAACAUGUAUACAACAACUGCAGAAACUGGACGUUCUUCCUGAUAUACUUGAUGUUUCAUACCCAUUUAUUACUUUUUAUGCCCGAACUGAGAUUUCUGAUCCAUCUUGCUGCCAAGUAUGAAUCUAUCAUUUUCAUGAUAAUUUGAGUUUGACAAUGUGUUCCUGUUUGUUAGCUUUUAACAGUAAAAAAGAAAAAUAAGACUAGGGUGAGUGAAGCAAUCUUUUUGAUGUUGACUGAUAGCAAGUUAAACAGACUCUACUUCAUGGUAUGAAUUUAUAUUUGAACCCAACUUCCCUGCUUUUCAUAUCUUGGAACAUGAGGAAACAAAGAAAAGUGAAUUUUAUUAGUUCACUUGUAAAAGACCCUUUUCUAUUUUCCUCCUCUUUUGUAUUUACAAGACAACAAAUCCAGAUUAAUAAAUUAAUGGAAUCUCGAAGACACUUCUUUUAGAUAUCAAUGCUCAAUAAAUUAUUAGUCGAGGUUUUAAGGGAUCAUUCCCUUUGAAUGUUUCUGAACAAACGUCUGUGACCUUAAUUCAAACAAGAUUGAAGGCAGAGGGAGAAGCAGAAAACCUAGAAAAUUCAUAUAGUCCUUGGAAUGUCUAGGGAGAGUAAGCAUGGGUAAUUCAUCAAAGGACAUUGCUAGACAUAAUUUCAAAUGCUACAUUGGCAAAUAUGUUCCAAGUACACGAAUUUCUGUACUUUAGUCUUUAUCAAUUUAGCUGAUGAUGCAACACCCAACUUGAUGCUUUCAUGAUUGUGAAGAAAUAAUAAUUGAUGAAGGUUUCACUAUCUACAUGUUUUCUUUUUUGUU
Molecule: messenger RNA, 3819 nt
Organism: Cicer arietinum (chickpea)
Lineage: Eukaryota; Viridiplantae; Streptophyta; Magnoliopsida; Fabales; Fabaceae
Product: pentatricopeptide repeat-containing protein At4g30700
Biological process (GO): RNA modification
Molecular function (GO): RNA binding; zinc ion binding; protein binding
Source: RefSeq, a predicted model, not a curated record